This is a messenger RNA of Lucilia cuprina (Australian sheep blowfly), 3566 nucleotides long. RefSeq names its product regulator of G-protein signaling loco-like. The record is from RefSeq and is a predicted model, not a curated record. Gene Ontology annotation, biological process: signal transduction. NCBI's taxonomy places the organism in Eukaryota, Metazoa, Arthropoda, Insecta, Diptera, Calliphoridae. Gene Ontology annotation, molecular function: GTPase activator activity. The coding region runs from base 183 to 3413 and encodes 1076 amino acids. The transcript has 5 exons.
AACUAUUAAAGUCAUCAUCAUAAUCAUUAUUAAUCGCAUAAACAACAUUCAAACAUAUAUAUUGAUAACCAAAGACCUCUAAAACGCAUAAACGCAUUACAUUAUUCAUACCAAACAAUCAUUUCAUCCAAAAACAUUAUUUAAACGCAAAUUAUUAAAUUAUUCAUAAAAUUAAUAACAAAAUGUUACAUCCACAUUCAUUCGUGCAAUCAAUUGCCCAUAUUAAUGAUUCGGGUACAUUUGAAUCUAGUUUUGAGGUUAAAUACAUACAAUCAACACCGCAACGUCAAAAGAAUCGCAGUCGUCUCAACGAUUGCGAACGCGAACAUUUGCGUCGUUUUGUUAGAGAAUUUGAAGAAUUGCAAGCUUGCAAUAGUAGCGCAAAAUCGACACCAAAGAAAUUUAAACGACUUUUCUUGCAACACGAUCAUUUAGUCAAUAUUGGUAAUACGGAAAGUAGCAGGAGUGUGGGUCAGACGACAAUAUGUUCCAGAGAUAAUAUACAGCAAUAUUUUCUACCACCCACUCCCUCAAUAUCGCCCUCUUCGAGUAGAUCUAGUUCACCGGUAUUAGAACACUUAGAUAUGGGCUGUAAACCUUUAGGCUGUUGUGAUGACGAGGAGGACCCCUCCAAUCAUGACGAUAGUCAACCUUUGACAACUGAUGAAGAUAUUGCUAAUUGUUCCGUUGAAUCAUCAUCUAAUUUCGAUUUGCAUCCGCCUAUAUUGCCCUCAUUUAAAAUGACACCACCACCAGUAGCAGCGGCAGCAUCUGCUAAACAACAACAACGUAAUGCUGCCUACGAAUUGGCUAGAUUUUUACGUGGUUCAUUUCAUGUCAAACGCGCCAAGAUAACAAACUUACGUCGUUCACUUAGUGAUAAUGAAAAUUUACAAAAUACUGAUUUACCCCCAACACAAAUGCUUACGUCAAAGCCCAGCCGCACUGUGACGUCAACAGAAUCAAAGCCAAAAAAGAAAGUAUUAGAGGAUACAACAAAUAAUCCGAGAACAAGAAUAGGAAGUACUUCAAGUAUUUGUACCCGCUUAUUUCCCGGCAAUACUUCACCAUUUCGCCGUGUCUGGGAACAAUCCUCAUUACGUACACCUCGCUCCGAUAAAUAUGCUUUAAGUGGUGCUAAGCAAAAGAGUCCCGGUUUACGUUGUUCAGCUUCCAUGAUUACAACAGAAAGUAAUGUCUUUAGUCAUACAUCCUCAGAUCCCAAACUGUGCUCACACAUUAAAACAUCACCGAGUGCUAAUCAGAAAAUGCCUAUGCGUACACAAUCGGAAAAGUUGAUAAACUCCCAAAGUAAUGGCGUCAAAUCAUGGGCCAAUUCUUUUGAACAUUUACUGCAGGAGCCAGCAGCAUUGGCCACAUUUGCAGAAUUCUUGAAAUUGGAAUUUUCUGCUGAAAAUAUUUACUUUUGGACUAGUUGUGAACGUUAUCGUAAUACGGAAAGUCUCAGUGAGCGUCAGGCUCAGGCUAAGCAAAUAUUUCAAAAAUAUUUAGCAAAUGGAUGUCGUGAGCCCGUCAAUUUGGAUUCGCAGACACGCAAUCUCACCGAGGAUAUGUUAAAAAAUGCCGAAAGUAAUUUAUUUGUAGCGGCACAAAAGCAAAUAUUUCAUUUAAUGAAAUUCGAUAGUUAUCAACGUUUUAUACGUUCCGAUUUAUAUAAGAAUUGUGUGCUAGCAGAGGAAAAAGAUCAACCUUUACCAUAUGGUGCUGAAAAUUUGGAUGCUUUAUUAAAGACAAAUUUUUUACAAAGUGCCUCACCAAAGUUAAAAAAAUCAGCCAGCAACGCCGAAGAUCGCCGCCGUAAAUUAAUCUUACCUUGGCAUCGCAAAACAAGAAGUAAAUCCCGUGAUCGUGUGGAUCUGUUAAAUGAAGAACAUUCCCUAGCUAAUAAUGAUAAUAACUCUUCCGAUGGCAGUUCGAAUGGUUUAAAUACUCUUCUAGUACCCUCCUCUAAACUGACCCAACUCUCUUCUACUCUACCUCCUCCACAAACCAAACCAUCUGCUGAAAGCUCUGAUAGUCAAAUACAAAAUCUAAGAUCGUCUCUACCAACUUCCCUUAAAGCAGUAGAAAUUGGCUGCACUCUAUGUCGGGUUAAAUUCUGUGAUGGUGCCACCACCAUUGUGCAGAUAAAACCCAACGAGACCAUACAACAAUUGGUAGAACGUGUCUUGGAAAAACGUGGCUUACGCUACAAGCUGUACGAAGUGGUCAUUAAAGGUCACAAUAAAGCCAUGGAUUUGCAAGCAUCCACUCAGGAGCUGGCCGGCGAAGAAGUAGAAAUCGAACAGCGUGUCGCUUUUAAACUCUAUUUACCGGAUCCUAAAGUUAUUUCAGUUAAAAGUAAACCAAAGAAAUAUUUACACGAAGUAGUGAGACCUAUUCUACAGAAAUACAAUUAUGAUUUGGAGGCGGUCGAUGUUUUGCGUCGUGAUAAUCAAGAAAAAAUAGAUUUAAGUCAACUGGUAACAACGGCCGAUGGUCUACGUUUACAGAUUGUGCUGGUAAAAAAGACUUUAGAAACGAAAAGCAGUAUGUUGGACUAUCAGAAUGAUAAUAUUUCCAUGAAAUGGUUGAAAUCUAAAGAAUUGGCAAAUGAAAUAGUGGCACGUAAUGCCAUGGGCAAUAGUUUUCGCAAUAAUUUACGCAGUUCGCAAAAUAAUUUAGAUGCAAUCACCAAUAGUAUUUUUAAUGAUAUUAUACAGGAUAAAGCAAAUCCAGAAUCUAAACUACAGACGACGGAUCAGUAUUCUAUAAAGUCUGAUGAAUGCGGUUCAGAAGCCUCGUCAAUGUUUGGCACCUUGAACAGUAAAAAAGAUGGUCAAGUCAUGUCAAUGUUACGACUGAAAAAUAAACCAUAUGCGUCCAAUAAUCAACAACAUUCCAUGGAAGCUAAUGUCUCCUCAUAUAGUUCUCAAACAUCAAAUGAAUUUAAUAAACCCAUCAUAGCCAAACUGAAGGCAGGUGUAAAAUUACAAGUUACCGAAAGAGUGGCAGAAAAACAAGAUGAACUACUCCUAAGCUUAAAAACACGUUUGGAUAAUCAUAUCUCCGUAGAAAAUAAUAAUGACAAUAACAAUGAAUCUGAUCAAAUAUCUGCAGUAAAUUUACGACGCAUAAGAGCUAAUUUAAGUCCGGUUAAUAAAACAAAUCCCCUUAAUGAACUUCCAUUAAGCCUAGAAAGACCACAGCCUUUAACUAGACAUUCUUUAGGCAAUAAAUUGCCUUCAAAUAGACAUUCUACCGAAUCAAUUAAAACGCAAAAUGAAAGUGAUUGUACAACAAUAAAUGCAGCUAAUAAAGGACCACCACCUUUACCACCAAAACCAAAGGUUCUACCAACAAAACCCUCUAAUUGGGGUUUUAAUAUCUCUGACCAAACAACACUCCAAUAGCAAUAUUACUGAAUUUUUUAUACUUAUUUAUGUAUGUUUUUUUGUUAAUUUAUCUAUAUGUAAUUUUAACCAAAUAAUCGUUAUUUUGUAUAUAAAAAUAUUUAAUUUUUUUCUUAUUUUUAAAUUAAACAAUAAAAUAUAUGAAAAGUAUUC